Peniophora sp. CBMAI 1063 is the source of this 444-nucleotide messenger RNA. The record is from the annotation of a GenBank genome assembly. NCBI's taxonomy places the organism in Eukaryota, Fungi, Basidiomycota, Agaricomycetes, Russulales, Peniophoraceae.
AUGGACCUGCCCAGCUCAUUACCACAAGAGACCGUUGACUUUGCGCACAAGAUGUUUGACGCAGCCCGGAACGGCGAAACUGAGCUGUUGAAAAGCGCAGUCGAAGCCGGUCUCCCGCCCAAUCUCACAAAUCCUCAAGGUAACACCCUGUUGAUGCUCGCGGCAUACUCGGGUCAUGCCGAAACUGUCAAGAUGCUGCUAGAGCACGGUGCAGACGCGAACCGCCAGAACGACAAGGGUCAAUCUCCCGUUGCCGGCGCGGUCUUCAAGGGCUCGGAAGAAGUCGUGCGUGUACUGAUGGAGGGCGGCGCAGACCCGCGAUCAGGACAGCCAAACGCCAUUCAAUCUGCCCGGAUGUUCAACCGUAUCGCGAUGCUAGACGUGCUUGGGGCAAAGGAGGGCGAAGGGAUGGACGCACCGAUGCCUGUUGGUCCUCCUAUGUGA